GGUGAGUCAGGCACAGACUGGGUGGAAUUGGUCGUGAGUGAUGGCGACUGUAAAUGAGACUGAAGCAAGUGAAGGGGGCAAAGAUAAAGUCAUUGCAAAGCAGGAGAAAAUUGAUAACUAUUGCCUUCAGGAUAUUGGUAAAUUGUCAGAGUCAAUGGAUGAUGAUGAUGAUGAAGAUGAUACUGAUGAUGAUGACAGAAACUCUAAAAAGGAUACUCGUGCCCCAUUAGAGUUAAUGGCAGAAUUCCUCAGAGCUGAAAUGGGCCGAGACUACCACCUGGCAAAAAAAUUAUGUGAGAUGAUCCUCGUCUAUGAACCAGAAAAUCCUGAGGCCAAAGAGUUUUCCUCACUUAUUGAAGAAAUGUUGAUGAAGGAGAAAGCUCAGAAUCUUGAGGAAGAAAGUGGAGAGGACAGCAGCACUGAGAGUGAAGGAGAAAGCAGUGAGAACGAGAGCAGUGGGAGCUCCGACGAAUGUGACGAUGGGUCAUGACGGUCACUGCGGUGUAAACAGCGUGCGUUGUCAUUAAUAUAUACUACAAAAAUAAAGAAGACUGCAGCACCUCGCUCUAGUUGUUCUUUCUUUGGU
Molecule: messenger RNA, 586 nt
Organism: Fukomys damarensis (Damara mole-rat)
Lineage: Eukaryota; Metazoa; Chordata; Mammalia; Rodentia; Bathyergidae
Gene: Erich2
Product: glutamate rich 2
Exons: 5
Coding region: 41-490 (149 amino acids)
Source: RefSeq, a predicted model, not a curated record